Molecule: messenger RNA, 2804 nt
Organism: Carlito syrichta (Philippine tarsier)
Lineage: Eukaryota; Metazoa; Chordata; Mammalia; Primates; Tarsiidae
Product: formin-binding protein 4-like
Exons: 6
Coding region: 287-1354 (355 amino acids)
Biological process (GO): G protein-coupled receptor signaling pathway
Cellular component (GO): membrane
Molecular function (GO): histamine receptor activity
Source: RefSeq, a predicted model, not a curated record
UGUAAAGCUCUUGCAUUCCUGGUAUCUCACCAGGAUAGCUAGUAAAAUAGAAAGAACUAGACUUGAGCUGUGGCUCUGGCCUGGCCACUAGCAGUAUGAUCUUGGGCAAGUCAGUUCCUGCCUGGGUUUCACUACCUUUAAUGAGGAAGUUGAAAUAGAUGAUUUCUCAUGUCUCUUCUACUCCUAAAUUCUAUGAUUUUAGGGAGAAAAUUCCCUUCAGCAUUCCUGGGAUAUAUAUCUAAUUGUCCCAUUUAUUGUGACACUUCCCUAUUGACGAUAAAGAGGGAUGGGGAAGGCUACAAGUUCUCUUUGUAAAGAUUCCUUUUCUGGUCAAGUUUCUUCUUCAUCACUCAUGCCACUUACUCCGUUCUGGACCCUUCUUCAGUCAAACGUUCCUGUGCUUCAACCUCCAUUACCCUUGGAAAUGCCACCACCCCCACCACCACCCCCAGACUCACCUCCACCUCCUCCCCCACCACCUCCUCCUGUGGAAGAUGGUGAGAUCCAGGAGGUAGAGAUGGAGGAUGAGGGAAGCGAGGAGCCUCCUGCUCCAGGAACAGAGGAGGAUACCCCUUUGAAACCUUCAGCACAAACCACAGUUGUAACUAGCCAGAGUUCAGUUGAUUCUACCAUCUCUAGUUCUCCUUCUUCUAAAGCGAUAAAGAGGAAAGCUACAGAAAUUAGUACUGCAGUGGUUCAGAGGUCAGCUACCAUUGGUAGUUCUCCAGUUCUCUACAGCCAGUCAGCUAUGGCUACAGGUCACCAGGCAGCAGGGAUUGGAAACCAGACGACAGGAAUUGGACACCAGACAAUACCAGUUAGCCAUCCAGCAGCAGGAAUGGGUCAUCAGGCCAGAGGAAUGAGCCUUCAGUCAAAUUAUCUCGGACUAGCAGCAGCACCUACAAUUAUGAGUUAUGCUGAAUGUUCUGUCCCAAUUGGAGUGACUGCUCCAUCCCUGCAGCCUGUGCAGGCUCGAGGUGCUGUGUCUGCCACUGCCAUUAUAGAACCUCCGCCGCCACCACCUCCUCCUCCUCCACCACCACCACCACCACCAGCUCCCAAAAUUCCACCACCUGAGAAGUCAAAAAAAGGAAAGAAAGACAAGGCAAAGAAGAAUAAAACCAAAAUGCCAUCUUUGGUAAAGAAGUGGCAGAGUAUCCAGCGUGAGUUAGAUGAAGAGGAUAAUUCUAGUUCCAGUGAAGAGGACCGGGAAUCAACUGCACAGAAGCGAAUUGAAGAGUGGAAACAGCAGCAGCUGGUUAGUGGCAUGGCAGAGAGAAAUGCUAAUUUUGAAGCUCUUCCUGAGGAUUGGCGAGCAAGACUAAAGAGAAGGAAAAUGACUCCAAACACAUAGUUUUUAAAUUUAAAGAAAUUUUUAAAACUUGUUUUAUGUUCAGUUCAAAGUCUUAACCAGUUUUACUGUUGUCAGAUAACUGUAAAUGUUAUGGGGGAGAGUAUACGAAUUACCUGGGCAAAAGCAAACACAUAUAAAGUUUUCACAUUUGUGAAAUGUAAUUUUUCUGUUUUGCUGGAGGGUGAGGUGAUUGAAAUUGCUUUUACUUGGCUGCCUUUAUUCUCACACCGGCAAACUUAGCAUGCUAGGUGUAUUAACCUCAUCAGUCUUGAUAACAUGUGACUAAUGAGUAUAACACCUCUGUAGAGGACCCCCUGACAAAGUGAAGGAUUUUCCUGCCUAAUAGGCUCAUUUAGUUCCUAGUGUGGUGCGCUCUCUCGUUAACUUCUACUCCAGAACAAGUGCAAUUCAGAAGGCAGCUCUGUAUUCUACCUUGCUUGCCUGGGAUUGUCCAGAUCUCUUUCUGACCUAUUCCUCUAGUAUGCCUCCCUGAACUGUUGAGAUCUGUUAAGUGGUUUGUCUUGUGCUGUUAGGUGACCAUACUCUUUAGAGUAGUUUUUCCACAAACUCUAGAACUCAGUCAUUUCACACACACUAGGUGGCACGUUUAAAUUUUAAUACAAGCAGCAGCAGGUAUUCAUAUCCUUGAUUUUGAGAAUUUCCCCAACUAUGUGGCAGUAAAUGCAACAAUAGCCACCCUGUGUAUUUGUGUCUCCAUUGUCUUACCCUGUUCCAAAACUUACCUCCUUUCUUUGUGUGAAUGUAUCCUCCAUAAAAUUUCAGUAUUUAAAAUGCAGUUUACUGUUCUGUACUUUUUAUUGUAUCACAAUCAGGUAAAAGUCACUUUAAACUGAAGAAAAGGCAAAUUGUGUUUUAAAGCUCUUUGUAUUUCUCCAGUUUCUGACCUUGUAAAUUUGUACAUAUGCACUAAUAAAGCUUUUUUAUACUUCUGACUGGUCAUCCUUUUGCUCUUCAAAGCCUGUUAUCACCUGAUUAUGUAACCAGGACUUAUUUUAAGUCAAUUACUGUUUUUUCUAACCAAAUUUGAUGUAAGGUGCAAACAUUGAAGAACAGGUUUCAGGAAAAAGAAAAGCAGCAGGGUCUUGAGUCAGGUGAGGGGGGGUGGUGGGGCAGGGGUGGGAAAGAAGGCCUCCACUCCCAGAUGGUACUGUGUGACCUAAACUUUGGGAGCUCGUGCCCUGUCUGUAAUAUUAGCCCAUAUUUGACCUACUGUAAGUCCUGGAAAUGAUGUAAUAUGGCUCACAUCUUGAAAAAAGUAAAGGUGCUUUAUAGCUUUUCCCCUCUCGCUGCUGCUGAUAAACAAGGCACGUGGGUAUAUUCGCAUAAAAUUGACCAAAGACAAUAGUUGGAGUUUUAUCCCAGUAUGUUUCUAUGCAUAUAAUUAAAGUUUUUUUUACAUAAUAAACCAGAAUGUGUGGAUUUAAUUUGC